AUGGCAGCAAAAAAAUGCGUCGUCAAAAAUUUAAAUAUUAUUGAAAGAUUACGAUCAAUAUCAACAAUUUGUUCAGAUAAAACGGGAACAUUAACACAAAGACGUAUGUUUGUUGCACAUAUGUGGUAUGAUAAUCAUAUAUUUGAAUCUGAUACAAUGCAACAGCAAGAAGGACAUACUGUUGCUGUUAAGGAUGAGGGUGAGGUAGGUAGUGGUGUUGCUGAUGUAUCAGCAUUAAUAAAAGCUGAUAUUGGUAUUUCUAUGGAUACAACUUAUGAUAAAUCAUCACCUGGUUGGUUGGCAUUAUGUCGAUGUGCAGCAUUAUGUAAUCGUGCUGAUUUUAAACGAGAUCCUGAUAAUUUGCGAAAACCCGUAUUACAACGUGAAUGUAAUGGUGAAGCUAAUGAAGCAGCAUUAUUAAGAUAUGUGGAAUUAUCUUUAAGUAAUGUUAUAAAAUUUCGUGAACAAAACCGUAAAAUAUUUGAAAUACCAUUUAAUUCAAGAAAUAAAUAUCAAGUUAGUAUACAUACAACAAAUGAUCAUGAUGAAAGAUUUUUAUUAGUUAUGAUGGGUUCACCUGAAACAUUAUUAAAACAGUCAUCAACAAUAUAUAUCGAUGGUUGUGAUUUAGAAUUAAAUGAUUAUUGGGAAAAUAAAUUUAUUAAUGCAUAUUUGGAUUUAGGCAGUUUAGGUGAACGUGUAUUAGGUUUUUGUGAUUUACGUUUGCCAUUAAAUCGGUAUCCAAAAGAUUAUAUAUUUAAUAUUGAUGAUGUCAAUUUUCUAACAUCAAAUUUAAGAUUUUUAGGUUUAAUGUCUAUGAUUGAUCCACCACAUGCAGGUGUACCUGCUGCUGUUAUCAAAUGUCAUUCAGAUGGUAUUAAAGUUAUUAUGGUUACUGAUGAUCAUCCUCUAACAGCUAGAGGUAUAGCUAUCGCUGUUGGUAUUAUAUCUGAAGAUUCAGAACCAAUUGAAGAUAUAACAAAACUUUUAAAUAAAGAUAUAUCAGAUGUUGAUCCAAAUGAAGCUAAAGCUAUUAUUUUACAUGGUAAUGAGUUAAAAACUAUGACAUCUGGUGAUAUAGAUUAUAUAUUAAAACAUUAUUCUGAAAUUGUAUUUGCACGCACAUUACCAAUACAAAAAUUAACGAUAGUUGAAAGUUGUCAACGUCAAGGACAUACCGUUGCUAUUACAGGUAGUGGUGUUGCUGAUGUACCAGCAUUAAUAAAAGCUGAUAUUGGUAUUUCUAUGGGUAUAUCUGGUAAUACUAUUUGUAAACAAGCAUCUGACAUAAUAUUAUUAGAUGAUAAUUUUGCCAGUCUUGUUGCAGGUAUUAAAGAAGGACGUUUAAUAUUUAAUAAUUUUAACAAAUUACUAAUGUUAAAUCUAUUCUUAUAUUCAUUAUUCUGUUUGAUAAUCAAUAUUCUUCUCAUAUUGUUUUUUAAAAAGUGAUUUCUUUGUCAAAUAAUAUUCCAUUUGUUCCAUAUUAUAAAUUGUUUAUUUUUCACAGAAGAAAAAACGGCUAUGGCUGUGUAGUUAAGUUGUUUGGCGUGUACCCUCAAGGUACUGUGUGUUUCAACCUCGGCGCCACCAGAUAUGGAAUAACCCUGGGCAAGUCAUUAACGAUCGUUUGCCUCGAAUCACCCAUUUGAUAGCACGCUGACUACCUUGUGACAUACACCAACCCUCGUAGCUAGUAUGUGGCUAGUCAGUUUGUACGGGAAGGGGAGCUCAAGCGAUUGAGCGAAAGAACUCUGAGUCAGAAUAGCCUUCUGUCCAAAGCUACAGCUAGUAUUAGUUGUAGGAAAAAUAUCGGGCUUACGAAACUGUCUCCGGACAGCAUCAUACAUCGCAACGUAGCCGAAAGGUGGGGUAUUCUUCCUAGUCUUCUUCCACAAAAGAAAAUCUUGCUUUUUUUUAUUGGAAAUCUAGAAUCAAAAACAAUGUUUUCUUCAGUGAUGCUACAUUUGGUUCAGUUUUCUACAUUGUUUACCCCUUCGAUACUUGUGAUUCGUUAUUUUGUAAACUAACGAAUCAACUACAUUCUGCCAAGAUAUUAUCGUCCUAACUAUUUGCGACGUGUUGAUGGAUAACUACAAGAUUACUAUCUAUGUAAAAAUAUAGUGUACUUCGACAAAUCACUGUAAAUCACUUUUCAACGAUACGUGAUAGCGACAUUCGGUUUUCAGAUUCAGAAACUCGGUAGAAUUUGCUACAAAACCAUGUAGUCAGCAGAUUUUUCGAAAAGGUUUUCUUUGGAAAACUUCGAUUUUUUUUCUUUCAUACUAGAUUAAUACUAUCGGAUGCGCUGAUUUCGAAUCUGAAGGAAUUGUUUGUCUGUCGUCCUUCGUUUCGGAGAUUCAGGCAUUUUCCGAGGACGCACCUAUGAGGAGAUUUUCACGCUGGAGUACUAAACAAAAUAGGAUUAUUUUACAUGCUGAUCACCGUGGCAAUAUUUAUUUUGCUUCAAAGAAUUAUCUUUGAGAAAUUUUCCCGAAUGUUUUGGCUUUUUGGAUUAAGUGCAUUUCUCCUUCUUUUUCCCUAGCGUAAAAGUGAGUAAAAAUAUGUAAUUGCGCACAGCUGAUGAAUAAUGUCUUUUUUUGUCUGUUCUCUGCUGCCAAUAAACAGCUUGUUAGGUAUUGACCGAAUGUCAAUGCCUGGUUUUCUGUACAUUUUCUGUAGCGCUGGUGUGUUACUAUGUGUCUUUUUGCAAUACAGUCUGUUCCUAUUUCUUAUCAAAGAGACCAAAAGAGAUCAAAGAACUCUGAGGAAAAUACGAUAUCUCCCGGCUGUCUAUAACACCUUUCCGCCCACUGCAGUCGAUUUACGAAUGACUACAAAGGGCGUGAAAAUUAUCAAAUAUUCCGGUGAAAGGGCGUUAUAGACAGCCAGGAGAUAUCAUAUUUUGCUCUGAGUUCUUUGAUCUAUUAGGCUAUAUGGUUUGCAAAAAUUUUUGACCAAAAACCAAAGACUUGAUUUUCUAGCGGUCAGGUUUUCCACAAAUCCCAUCAUCAAGUUUUACCAUAAAAUGGCGAUAUGGACCUCAUCCGAUAGAAAAAUCUUCGGGUUAUUCAAAACAGUAUUCAGAUUUGUUCCAGCUUUUACUGAAAAAUCAAAAGCAAAAGAGUUCUUGUGAUCAUGACACACUGUACUGCAUAUAUAACAUCCAAAUGCUUCUUUUUCAUAUCUUUAAUGACUGGUCUCAUCUGUCUAGGUAUUCUGACCAGCUCAGUUUGUAGAGAAUUUCAAAUUAUUUCAAAAUGACCUGCCCCAUUUUAGGUGAAAACCGCAAUGUUUUAAUGGGAAUUCAAUAUGUCAAGAAAGAAAAAGAAUUUCAAAAAAAGGAUACUUGGGUUUGUGCUCCGCGAUGUGGCGGAUCGAAUGCCGUCAAAUUGAAGGUUUCAUCUUUGAAGGAAAAAAAGGAAAUAGGUUUUUUCGGUGAGGAUUCUUUUUCUCGGUAGCUUGGAACGAAUUUUAGGCACCAGCCAGGUAAUAUGUGGAGAACCUCAAAAACGCAUUUCCUAAUUCAGUUUUCAAUGCUGAACCCGAAAAGCAUGUUUGGAAGCUUCAAAAUAUAAAGGGAAAAAAUAUUCAAUUUUUUCGAAACAUGAAAGUUUUUUUCCGAUUUUGAGACUCUUACAGUAUUUCGACUUUUUUCUACGUGAAAACAUGCACUGGGAAGGCUAAGAGGAUGAUAUUUGCGAUCAACGUGAGAAUCUCUAUCGAAUAAUGUAUAAGAAAAUCAAAAAUAAAAUAGUACUCCAUCCUGUGAAUUACGCGCACCUUAGAUAUAUCUGAUUAUUCUCUUUUGUUAACAUUAUUUCUUUCAAGAAUUAUAGAGAUAGUUAAGGUUUUCUAGGACAAUAUUGAAUACAUAUUUUCUAGAGUCAAUUCUGGAAGCUUUCUACUCAAAUAUAUUCUCGUUCGGCUUUUUUUCUUUUCCUGUUUAGGUAGUUUUGUUGACGAGUGUGCCAAGUCAAAACUGUCCGAGAAACUGUAAAAUCAUAUGAUAAAAGAGUAAAAUGUUUAAAAAUGAAAAAAGUACUUUUCUUCGACUAAGAAUUAUUUUGAAUAAAAUUGAAUGAGAGUCAGUAGUCCCAAGUGUACUUUUUCAAAAGCGCAGCCUUCGCUUCUCUCUCUUCACUAAUCCAGUCUAGAAUUCCAUCCAUAUUUUUAACCUUGCUGGUAUCGUUAUUUUCAUCGUCACUUAAGAAUGGUCACAACAAAGAUAUGAUGUACCCAGUAGUAGAUACAAUAAACAGCGGUUUUACCAAGUAUCGAUGUUUUUAUAAACUAAACGUUUUUCUUGGAAGUUCAUUAUAACCAGACUUCUAUAGUUUAAAGUAAAAAUAUCAUGGAAAACGUUCUGUAAUACAUAACGUUUAUAUAUAAAUAGUUUCCAUCUAGAACUAAAAUUGCUGCGUCCUCACCACCACCAGUAAUUGCUUUUGAUAUUGUUGUUGUAUGUUUUUUAAUUAUUUCUUCAUGUUUAGCAUGAUGGAAUCCUAAGUUUUUUGGAACAAACUCCAACAUAAGUGCCUAGGUAACGAGGAAAGAACACGAACUCCGAUGAGUUUUUUGCCUUCCAAGGUAAAAACGAGUUAGAAGAACUCAGACAGUGUAGAGACAUAUCCCGAUCGGGAUGUACUCCCAAUCGGGAUAUAUAUCCCGAUUGGGAUAUCAUUUUUUGCAGCAAACUUUUUUUUAUAUCCCGAACGGGAUAUAGUUUGAAAUUAUAUCCCGAUCAGGAUAUAAUUCGAUAUCCCGAUUGGGAUAUCAAGAAAAUCUAUAUCCC
Didymodactylos carnosus is the source of this 4792-nucleotide messenger RNA. Lineage: Eukaryota; Metazoa; Rotifera; Eurotatoria; Philodinida; Philodinidae. The record is from the annotation of a GenBank genome assembly.